Pelobates fuscus (common spadefoot toad) is the source of this 1718-nucleotide messenger RNA. RefSeq names its product RP9 pre-mRNA splicing factor (gene RP9). The record is from RefSeq and is a predicted model, not a curated record. Gene Ontology annotation, biological process: RNA splicing. The transcript has 7 exons. Lineage: Eukaryota; Metazoa; Chordata; Amphibia; Anura; Pelobatidae. The coding region runs from base 157 to 828 and encodes 223 amino acids.
UGUCGCUAUUGUAGUUCCGAAUGGCGAUAGAUGUGCAAUGGUUACUCUGUUUAAAGUUUACAUUGAUUCGCCACGUUCUGUUUUUUUUUGAGUGGGCAGAGUUCUGUGAGAGUAAUGUGAAGGUUGGCAUUGACUGAAAACUCACAAGUGUUGAGAAUGUCUAGUAGAGGGAAAGAAGAGGAGCAACGAGAUAGACAUAGCCACAAACGUCGCAGCAGAGAAGGAAGUAGUAGCCAUGGGGAGAGAGACUCCAAUGAGAGGAAGAGGAGGAGAAGCAGCAGUGGUGGUAGUAACAUGUCUCAAGAAAUCCAAAAGAUCAAGCAUGUUGAGAUUUUCUAUGAGAAACCUCCACCAGGAUUAAUCAAGGAAGAUGAACCUAAACCAGAAGAUUGCAUACCAGAUUUGCCUGGUAAUGAGCACGCUAGAGAUUUUUUGGCUCAUGCCCCUACAAGAGGCCUGUGGAUGCCUUUAGGCAAAGAAGUCAAGGUCAUGCAGUGUUGGAGGUGUAAGCAGUAUGGCCACAGAACUGGUGACCGUGAAUGCCCUUACUUUAUAAAAGGCAAUCAAAAGAUCGAACAGUUCAGAGUGGCUCAUGAAGAUCCAAUGUAUGGUUUAAUAAAAGAGAGAGAACAUCAGGAAAAGCAAAUGAGGAUCGAGCAACUGAAAAAACUACUGGAGGACUCCACAUCUGAUGAAAGUAGUGAUAGCAGCUCCAGUUCGGAAGGAUCAAGGGAAAAGCACAAAAAGAAGAAAAAGAAAAAAGACAAGAAGAAGAAAAAGAAAAAAAAGAAGCGCAAGUCUUGCCACAGAAACUCUGAUUCAGACUGAACAAGUUACAUGGAAUCAUAGGAUCUAUUUCUGAAGAGAAACUUUGACAUUGGGGCAUUGAAGUGCUGACGCCAUCAGAAAAUUGUAUAUCUGGCUUGUGCAUGAAGUGGAAUGUUCUAUACAUACAGUAAAUACAGUCAGAAUGUAGGUGUGUCUUAAAGCAAAGUGGGACACAAAACUGUUAAAGGCAUAUUUUGAUAGACAUUUCCUAUGAUAGAGACAAUGAAGCCUAUAAUGUAAUGAGGUGGCAGUAACAAUUUCUGAAAGCCAUUCAAGCAUUACAGGAUUAAAGCUGUGCUUAUUCUAAGGAUAGAAAAUUGUACUUCUUGACACUGCAGGACCUUUAGUCUUUGAAGACCGCAAAGCAGAUUUUGUUUUUGGAAAGAAUAUAUAUGCACAAUUUAACAGAUUGGUUCUUUCAUGAAGAAAAUAUAUUGUUAAAUCAAUGAAUAUCGACACGUUUAUAGAAGGUUAUGGGUCGGGUUUGUGUACAUCUGUAACUAAAUUUACAGAGGCUUGAAAUUAGACGACAUUUGCUUUUAGCUAUUGUGUUAUUGAAUCUUCUGAAAGGGUUGCCUUUUGCAUUCUUGUUUUAAUAAAAGUAAAAAUGCAGAUGACAUUCUGCCAUUGCUGCAAACAGAACAAAGUGGAAUUAUAUUAAUCAUGUAUAGUGUGGAAAGAAAAAGAAAUUGGUAACUGAAAAGAAUGAUGAUACAUGUAGAAGAAAUAUCUUGCCCUUUAGCUAUCGGCAAAUGAACACUCUCCCUGGUGAGUGUGUCAUGGACCCUGUUGUGAGUAACUUUUAGACCUGUCUUGUUGCAUACGAAUUGAAAUGCUGUGCCCUGGUCUGUUAGUUGCAUAGUUGUCUAGUUUGAAAAAAAAAAAAAAGA